AUGGUCGGCCCACCCAUCAGCUCCCGCGAUCGCCUUCGUCACCAGCACGACCCGCUGGUCACGCCUUCGGACGAGGACAUAGUCCAGCAGGUGCCACUGACGCGACCGAGGACGCCUCCAGGUGGCCUUGUCUCGCUCGGGCAGACAGAAGAACGUGUUCGUCAGGAUAAGGCGGUGUUCUGCACAGGUGUGGAGAAGCAGCAGACCGUUGUCGUUGGAGCCGCGGAGACCGUGGGGACCCAGCACUCCCCUUCAGGCAGUAUGGUCUGUUCCGACGCGGGCGUUGAAGACACCGAGGACAAUCAGCUUGUCCGCCUUCGACACAGUCGCCAAGAGGGCAUGCAGAUCCUCGUAGAAUUUGUCGCUGACGGUUUCGGGGUUGGUCAUCGUCGGAGCGUAGGCGCUGAUAAUGGUGGCGAAUUUGCCUCCCCAGAGAGGCAGGCGGAGGCUCAUCAGGCGGUCGUUGAUGCCCUGCGGCAAACAGGGCAGUGGUCACACGAUGUCUUUCCGGAUGGCGAAGGCGACGCCCGCGUCCCGUCGCUCUGUCAUUGGUAG
Messenger RNA from Spirometra erinaceieuropaei, 555 nucleotides. The record is from the annotation of a GenBank genome assembly. Lineage: Eukaryota; Metazoa; Platyhelminthes; Cestoda; Diphyllobothriidea; Diphyllobothriidae.